AUGUCAGACACCAACGAUCCGGCGAUACCACCGCUAGCCACCCCGCAAGGCUCUCCCGUAGCCGACCAGGCUUCGUCUUCACCAGAUGCCGAGAUCGACGCAUUCUUGGCCUGGGCCAACGCCGUGCUCGAGGACAUUCCCGAUGUAGACCAUGCAGUCCAGAAGCCGAGCGAUCUCUCAGAUGGUGUCGCCCUCUUCCACAUCCUCUCCGACAUUGAUCCCGACCUUUUCCGCAAUCCACAUGCAGGCGACACAAAAGACAACUGGGUGCUCACUAUUGGCACUCUCAAACGUCUUUACAAGCUUAUGAUGCAGUACUACUCUCAAAGCCUCCAAUGUGCACCCACUGCCUUGCCAUCUCCCGACCUCAAUGCCAUCGCACGCUCUGCCGAUCCACAAGAGCUCGCCAAACUCUGCCUCCUCGCCAUCGGCAUCGCCGUCCGCAGCGACAAGAACGAGACUCACAUCGCCGCUAUUCAAACGCUUGAUCAGGCACAUCAGCACCAGCUCAUGAUGUCCAUAGAGCGUAUCAUGUCCUUCAUCAGCCAAGGUCAAGAGGAGUACCAAACGGCUUCCACUGCAGACGACUCCGUCGCUUCUUCCGCUCCCAAUGGCGACGCAGACCAAGUCGAUCCAAAGCACCAGGGCAAGACGGCUGUCCAGCUCGCAAACGAGCUCGAAGCGAUCGAGCUCCAAAAGGGAGACGUCGACAAGUCUUAUCUGCUCUUGCUCCAAGCUCAUCGAGAACUACAGAACAAGUUUCAAGACUUGCAAACGGAAAAAGACCAGCUCGCAACAAUGCACGAGGAGCACAAAAAGAAUCUCGAGAACUCGCGUAAUGAACAGGCAGACGUGCUCAUGCGCCAAGAAAUCGACAGGCUCAAAAGCGAUCUGCGGCGGAGCGAGGAUGCCCUGGCCGAGCUCGAGACCGACAACGAGAAGCUUCUCCAGACUGCCCAAGAGUCCAAGCGCAAGAUUGACGAGCUGCAAAAGAGCGCCGAAGAAUCAGUCAAGCUCAAGGAUCAGCUCGAAGAACACAGGCACGCAGCAGAUCGACUCCAGAAGGCAGAGAAUGCCAUCGAAAAGUACAAAAAGAAGCUCGAAGAAGGCGCCGACAUUCGACGUCAGCUUAAGGCGUUCGAAGACCAAAACGCCGAGCUCGUCGAUCGCAACGCCAAGCUCGAGGACGACUAUAAGCGUGUCUCGGCCUUCAAGCCUCUCAUGGAUUCGUACAAGUCGCAGAUUGCCGACCUGGAAUCCACCUCCUCCAAUCUUCGCCGCGAUCUGGCCGCCUCCAAAUACGAGCAAGAGCAGAUCCUCUCCCGACUCAAGGCUUCCGAAGACCAGCGUGCCUCUGCAAAGGAGGAGAUGGAGCUGUACCAGGAGCGCAUCAAGGAACUCGAAUUUGGCGGUGAUGCAGCCGUCACCAAGCGCAAGCCACUCGUGAGCCGUGCGUCGAAUGUCUCUGCGAAUGGCAUAGACGGUCUCGUCGCAGCAGACGCCAGCCGAGCCAGCGCGGAAGACGCCGACGGGCUCGACGAGGAUGAUGAGCCCCAGGACCGAUCAGGCGAGCUCGAGGACGCGCUCAGCGGUACAACCACGGCCGAUCUCAAGAUCAAGCUCCGCAAGCUUUCCCGCGAGCUCGAAGCAGCCAAAACCAACAAGGCAGAUCACUCGCGCCUCAUCGUGCUCGAAAACCUGCUCGAAGAUGCACAGCGUAUGAAGACACGAUACGAAGCAGACUACCUGCGAGAACAUCGCGACAAAAUGGUACUGCAGAACCAACUCGAAGCCAUUCGCAGCGGCAAGUCGGACCUCGGCGAUGGGACAGAGGCAGCGUACGCAUUGCGCUUGCGACUCAAUCAAGUGGUCGAUGAGCUGGACGAGGCCAAGCGGCGCGCGACCCAACUGGAGGUCGAAAAUGAGGAGGUGGCACGCGAGCUGACAAUAGCCAAGUCGGACCUGAGCCUGGUCAACAAGGAUCAAGUGGACAUCCUCCAUUCGCUUCGUGCAUCCAUGGAUGUCGACAAGGACGAAUUGGAAGCGAACGUCAAGAAGCUCAAAACUGAAGUCGCGUCGGUUAGCGAGCAGAAUCGCAUGUACAUGGCGCAAGUCAAUUCGCUGCUCAUGGAAAAGGUCGAUCUGCAAGCAGAUGGUAUCGGACAGCGCGACGAGGCACUCAAGCGCGAACGCACGCUAGGAGAAUUGCGGACGAGGCUCAAGGGUAAAGGUCUCCCCAAGGAAGUGGAGGAUAUGGUGGCUAGCCUGCAGAGCGAAGCGCUCGGCACGACGCGCGAUCUCAAAGCACUACAGGAACGCUUCAACAAAGCCAAGACGUUCAUCAAACAGCAGGACAAGAUGAUCAAGGAGAAGGACCGAAGCCUUGCAGCCGCAGCCGCAGUGGGAGGCAGUCUCGCGGGCUCAGGAGGAGUGCUCGAUGGCACUAACGGUCGUAGCGAAACAGGCAACGAGACGCUCGAGCGGGAGAACAGGACGUUGCGCGAUCAGGCUCGCAACCUGGAGCGCGAACAGCGGCUCAUGAUGUCUGCAUUCCAGGAACUGGGUCGACGCUACAUGGUGGAGCUGGAAUCGGGUCGCAAUCCAAGCGGCGGUGGUGGUGGUGGAGGCGUGGUAGGAGGAGGCGCUGGAGCAAGGUCGGUGUCGUCGUCGUUUGCUGCUGGUGGAGUGCGGGCGCUUUCUGGGUUGACAGGUCUGAAUGGACCAGGACGAAGCUGGCUCGUAAAUCAGCGGCGAACUGUCAACCCUACACUUCAGCUGGCCAGUCGUAGGUGA
Messenger RNA from Pseudozyma hubeiensis SY62, 2793 nucleotides. RefSeq lists its product as hypothetical. The transcript has a single exon. Gene Ontology annotation, biological process: cytoskeleton-dependent intracellular transport; cytoplasmic microtubule organization. Gene Ontology annotation, cellular component: cytoplasm; centrosome. The record is from RefSeq and is a predicted model, not a curated record. NCBI's taxonomy places the organism in Eukaryota, Fungi, Basidiomycota, Ustilaginomycetes, Ustilaginales, Ustilaginaceae. Gene Ontology annotation, molecular function: microtubule binding; dynein light intermediate chain binding. Bases 1 to 2793 code for a protein of 930 amino acids.